Messenger RNA from Ailuropoda melanoleuca (giant panda), 1321 nucleotides. RefSeq names its product olfactory receptor 1361-like. The record is from RefSeq and is a predicted model, not a curated record. The transcript has a single exon. Gene Ontology annotation, molecular function: olfactory receptor activity; G protein-coupled receptor activity. Gene Ontology annotation, biological process: G protein-coupled receptor signaling pathway. NCBI's taxonomy places the organism in Eukaryota, Metazoa, Chordata, Mammalia, Carnivora, Ursidae. Gene Ontology annotation, cellular component: membrane. The coding region runs from base 126 to 1067 and encodes 313 amino acids.
UAAUAAAAAAUAUUAUUAAAAAAAGUGAAAAAAAGAAAAAAAACACUGCAAUCUCUAAACAGUAAAUGGAGCUCAGUUAUUAAACAUUCUCCUUUACUUUUGACCACGUUUUCUCCACUGCAGACAUGGACAGACACAACCAGACGACACUGACAGAAUUCCUUCUCCUGGGACUCUCUGGGCAUUUAGAGCAGGAAGACGUUCUCUUUGGGCUGUUCUUGGGGAUGUACUUGGUCACCAUCAUUGGGAACUUGCUCAUCAUGUUGGCCAUCAGCGGGGACAGUCAUCUCUACACCCCCAUGUACUUCUUCUUGGCUAACCUCUCUUCUGUCGACAUCUGCUUUUCAUCAGUCACAAUCCCCAAGAUGCUGGUGAAUCACAUACUGGGAAGCAAGUCUAUCUCUUAUGUGGAAUGCAUGACCCAGAUCUACUUCUUCAUCACUUUCCCCAACAUGGAUGGGCUCCUCCUCAGUGUGAUGGCCUAUGACCGUUACGUAGCCAUCUGUUGCCCACUCCACUACACCAUGAUCAUGAAGCCCAAACUCUGUAUCCUUCUGGUGGUGGCAUCGUGGGUCGUUACAAACCUGCAUGCUCUCCUGCACACUCUUCUCAUGGUCCAACUCACAUUUUGUUUCAACAAUACUGUGCAUCAUUUUUUCUGUGACCCCUAUGCAAUUCUAAAGCUGUCUUGUUCUGAUACCUUUAUCAAUGACCUGAUGGUAUUCACUGUGGGGGGACUGAUAUUUCUGACACCGUUUACAUGCAUCAUUCUCUCAUAUGCUUGUAUCCUCUCCAAAGUACUGAAGUUGCCAUCUGCCCACGGAAUAAGGAGAGCCUUGUCCACAUGUGGAUCCCACCUCACUGUGGUCUCCCUCUUCUACGGGGCAAUCCUGGGGGUGUAUAUGCGCCCUUCAUCCUCCUACUCGGUCCAAGACACGGCGGCCACUGUCAUCUUCACAGUGGUGACUCCCCUGGUCAAUCCCUUCAUCUACAGUCUGAGAAAUCAGGACAUGAAGGGAGCCUUAAGGAAACUAGUUAUUAGGAGACUAAUUUUGUCAAGACUCUAGAAUGAGAAAAUUUGAGAGCGAAAAAGCCUACUGGAAACUAUAUAUUUCUUAAUUUUUCAAAAGAAAGUGAGGCCCAGAUAGGUUCAAAGUCCACCUGUAACUAUUUAUCUAAUUGGUGGCCACGAUCAUGUUUUAAAAUGAGGCUGACAGGUGCUCAUAAGUCAUAAAAUUGUUCAUUUGUUACUUCUAGGCCGAUCCUAUGACCCUCAUUAUAUAGAUCAAAACCAGACUGAGCCCUGGGUGAAUGACGUGAU